AUGGCGACAUCUUCUAGAAAAUCAAAUGCACCGGUUUUGCCGUUGACAUCGAAGUUCCACCGUUCAGGUUCUCCGUCUGGAAGAUUCGGAAGUCGCUCAUCGGCGUUUGCAGCUGAGGUCUCAUCGCCCUUUGCGUCAUCAACGAGUUCCAGCUUCUAUUCGUCUCCGUCUUCGAGUCAUGUUUACAGUCGACCGACUUCGCCGACGCGCGUGAACCUCCACGGAUUCGCUCCGGUGACUUCGUCGGCGGUGAGAUUCUCGUUGGCAAGCAGAUCCGGAUCUCCGAAUCGGUCGAUGGCGAUGAGUUCUCGAGAUCAGGUUGUUCGAAAACAGAACGCUGGAAAUCCACUGAAGAAUUUACCGAAGAAGACGUGUAUGUGUUCGCCUACGACGCAUCCAGGAUCGUUUCGGUGUAGUCUCCACAAGAAUUAUAAUAGCACACAAGCGAUGACCGGCGGAGAUCGGCGUUUGAGCCUCGACCAAGCCGUCUCUCCAUCAUGUCCAAGGCCGACGACUUAUGAUUUUCCACAAAAAUCCUCUGGUUGUACGGUUACAGCAUCAGAUUCCGUGUUACGUCCUGUGCCGUGUUAUGUUCCGUUACGUGCCGUGCCGUUCCGUCAUCGAUCACCGUUUGCCGUCUUGUUCGCCGUUAUUUCUGAGGUGCAUUUGGUGGUAUGUGCGUUUCGUGUAAGGAAUGAUCGUAUAAAUGUGGUUUAGAAGUUUUUGACCUUGACGCUGGAAAUGUGGAAAAUUGAAAAUUGAAGAAGUGGCUUCCUAAUUUCCCAUAUCUUUUUGGAGAAGUUAAAACAGUUGGGACUUUGAAUUAUUCCACACGCUAAAGACACCGAAUACCUAACUGGAAAGAUGUCUUUGGGUUGGGUUGAUAGACAAAUAAUGGCCCUUCAUAAAUAAAGAGGAAUCCGUCGACUAAAUUUUAAAACAUAAAAUAUUAUAAUUCAAUAUGAAUACAUAUAAUAAUAAUAUAAAACAUAAAUGAUUUUCAUUGGAUAUAUAUGAAAAAAUGUUGGUUUUAAUAAAUCUAUGUUUUACAAAGAAAUGGCUUGCCCACUUUUUUAAUCAAUUAUUGUUCAUAUUUUUAAAAAGAUGUAGUAGUUAAAGAUUUCUCAAUUCUUGAUUACAUAAGAAAAAAAAACAUGAAUGCAAAGAUCAUGAAAACAUAAAAAAUUUCAUUCAAGUCAAAUUGGUUAGAUUUUGGUCAAUAUCUUUAUUGAAAAUGCCCUUGUUCAUGUAAAACCAUAGUGGUGAUGGACAGUAUUGUGGCGGGUUAAAAAUUAUUUGGACUAAAAUUGUAAUUAACGUAUAAAAACUAUAGGGACUAAAAAUAUAAUUGCAAUCAUUUUUUGGGGACAAAAACUUUAAUUGAUGCAAGUUAAAAACUAUAAGGACCAAAAUUAUAAGUUAAAAACUGUAAGGACCAAAAUUAUAAUUAAACUAUAGGUAUUAAAAUACAAUUUAAUCAUUUUCUCAAUUAAAAACAUGAACCAAAAUUAUAAUUAAUGCAAAUUAAAAGCUACAUGGACUGAAAUUGUAAAUAAUGCAUAAAUACUACAAGGACCAAAUGUGUAGUAUAGUAACUUCUUAAAUUUUAAACUAUAAUGAUCAAAAUUAUGUAAUUCAAAUAAAUUAAAAAUUAUAAGGACUAAAACUGUAAUUAUUGUAUUUUCUAGAGGGAUAUAUAAUAUGUAUGGGGAUCUAAGAAUUUUUGUUAGAAGGGUUUAUCAUUUAGUAAGAUGAUGAUUGAUGAGUCAUGUCAAAUAACACUUAAACUAGCUAGACUAAUCAAAAAAUAAGCAAUUAAGAGAAACAACUUACCGAAACAAAAUAUUUAGGUCAAUGUAAGAGAUGGAGUAGCACAGAGAUGAGUGUAGAGUCGCAAAGAGAUCAACAUAUAAAGAGGCAUUGGACAAUUAAGGCAGAGAAGCGAAAGGUGACAAUAAGACAUAUCAGUAUCCUUGUUAUGUAUUUGUGAAUUAUGAAUGUGUAUUGGUGCAUAUGAGAGAAGCAAGAUGCGGAC
Messenger RNA from Lactuca virosa, 2035 nucleotides. Lineage: Eukaryota; Viridiplantae; Streptophyta; Magnoliopsida; Asterales; Asteraceae. The record is from the annotation of a GenBank genome assembly.